ACGGACUGCGCCGCGCACGGGAAGCCGGUCCAGUGACGACAUUGGAGAGACUGGGCUAAACCGCAACCUCCGUUAGCCGGAGAUGAACCGCCGCCGUUGGGCCCAAGUUCGAAACCGACAGCAUGAUCCACGUUCAUGACCACCACCAAGUGGUUUUAUUAGGCCCAGGAGCGCAGGUCUCUUCUCUGUUGAUGCUUGGAACUGCGGCAGGCCCCAGCGAUCUACGAGUCUUUUUCUCCAGGCAUAUGGAUCGUUCUACAUUCACUGUCCAUCGCCGGCGGUAACUAUUCAUCUCGAAGCUGGUAUUCGACUCGGGCGUGAUUCACGAUGGACCAGCUACAGAAGGAACACGAGCGGCUCUGGAAACGACUCAAGUCGUCGAAGAACAUCAAGGAUGUGCAGGCCACUAUCGAUAUGCUACAGGAAGCCCGCGACACUAUCGCUGCGGAUCCAAGUAAAGCUUCGAUCACUUUGGCCAAGCUACAGAACCCAGUGAAAGCGUCUUUCGAUGGCAUGAAUGAGGGGUUGAAGGAGACUCAUAGUGGUUUGAAUAAGUAUGGGAAGGCGCUGGAUAAGCUGUUCAAAGACAAGCCCCUCCCAAAAAAUGACCACGAUGCCUUAGCCUCGCAGCCAGCUCUUGUCAACCGAGCCAUCGCGAUGCAUCUUCUAAGAGAGGGACAGUUCUCUGUGGCGUCGACGUUUCUGCAGGAGAUAGCGGAUAAGAAGGCUCCCGCGCAACCACAGCUGGACCCCUCAGUGUCAAUAGAGGAUAUCGAUAUGCAGCUUGAUGUUGAUCAAGUGCAGUCCGGCGAAAUCCGAAAUCAGUUCGCCACCAUGUAUCACAUCCUUCACGAGCUGAAGGAAGAGUACAACCUACUACCCGCAAUCCAGUGGUCUCGAGAAAACAGACAUGCGCUGGAGAUGAGAGGGAGUAACCUUGAGUUUGAGCUUUGCAGGCUCCAGUUCAUAUGGCUUUUCCAUGGAGGAAAAGAAGGACCGGCGUCGGGUACGACAGGCCCUUAUGCCGCCUUGGAAUAUGCGAGGAAAGAAUUCCAGACGUUCAUUCCUAGAUAUCUUGGGGAGGUCCAGCAGCUGGUCGGUGCGAUGGCUUUCUGCCCCAACUUGGAGCAGUCGCCGUAUAGAGCGAUUUUCAACAAUCCAUCGGCAUGGGCUGAUGUUGCAAAUACUUUUACUCGUGAAUUCUGUUCACUUCUGGGUCUCUCUGCGGAUUCGCCUCUUUACAUAGCGGCUACUGCGGGUGCGAUCGCUCUGCCGACGCUCUAUAAGCUGCAUACGAUUAUGAAAACCAAGCGAACCGAGUGGACCACUCAGAAUGAGCUUCCCGUAAGUAUUUGGCGCGGAAGAGUAUUGUCGUAUCAGCUUCUGACAUCCGGUUCUUCCCUAGGUCGAAAUCCCUCUCCCUCCGUCAUAUCUGUUCCAUUCGAUAUUCGUAUGCCCCGUUUCCAAGGAGCAGACGACGGACCAGAACCCGCCGAUGAUGAUGCCGUGUGGACACGUUAUUGCGCAGGAAUCUCUAACGCGGCUGAGCAAGGGCAGCAGAUUCAAAUGCCCUUAUUGCCCCAACGAAAGUCAUCCACGGGAAGCGAGAAAGGUCCUCCUGUGACUCCAUUGAAAUUUGCGCGUAUAGUGUGGCGUCAGGCAUGGGUUAUCUUUUUGGUCGGGCGCUUUCUCAGGAGGAAAGGGUUGAGGUCAAAUUCCGGGUUAUUCGUCGUGUUAUUUGAGGAGGUCAAGGCGUCUGGUUCGACGAGGCUUUUGAGGUCUAAUUUCCUUUUUCUCUUUGCAUAUAUGGCCAGGUCUAUGGAGGGCUUCCAGUGUCUCUACUUCCGGUGGACACUACGUCUAUGAUUUACAUUAAAUGAAUCAGAUUGUCUUUAAGUAUAAAAAUGACUGCUGCGUUUCACGGAUUUCCUUAGGUCGAAAUAAGCGUCAAGACUGGGAAUCUCUCUUGUUAUUUCUCUACACGGGUAUUAUCGAUCUUACUGUAAGACGCAGCUGACAGUUACUGUAACUAGCAAGCCCCAUACGGCUGGAGACAUUGUAAUCAAGAUAGAAUUAAAGCUAGAGGCCAGGAAGCCAUAGUGUGUAUGCUACUGGCACAAGGGAUCAUGGCUGAUAGAUGUUCGAUUGCGGGUAAUAAAAAGCUCGCAACUAUACUAGUUGGGAACGAGGCGACACUUAGUUAUAUAC
This is a messenger RNA of Paecilomyces variotii, 2208 nucleotides long. RefSeq names its product CTLH/CRA C-terminal to lish motif domain-containing protein. The coding region runs from base 328 to 1866 and encodes 512 amino acids. The record is from RefSeq and is a predicted model, not a curated record. Gene Ontology annotation, biological process: proteasome-mediated ubiquitin-dependent protein catabolic process. Gene Ontology annotation, molecular function: protein binding; ubiquitin-protein transferase activity. Gene Ontology annotation, cellular component: GID complex; nucleus; cytoplasm. NCBI's taxonomy places the organism in Eukaryota, Fungi, Ascomycota, Eurotiomycetes, Eurotiales, Thermoascaceae. The transcript is spliced from 3 exons.